AGGAACUGCACUUCUCGUCAAUUGUCUGCAGUGACAAGUGUGUGGGUCAUCAGUUGUCUGCGAAACUAUGGAGCUGGAACACAAGAAACCCAGAAAAUCCCGCUGUGGGUUCAGACACAGCAUUAUCAAAGAAUUCUUGGCAGAAUUUCUCGGGACAUUCGUAUUAGUUCUAUUCGGGUGUGGGUCAGCUGCCCAGACGGUGCUGAGCCGGGGGGCUUUGGGGGAGACCUUCACCAUUCACGUCGGCUUCACCUUGGGGUUGAUGAUGGCGGUCUACAUAGCCGGGGGAGUCUCAGGUGGCCACGUCAACCCUGCUGUGUCCCUGGCGAUGGUUAUCCUGGGCAAGCUGAAGGUGGUAAAGUUUCCCGUCUACGUGGUCGCACAGUUCCUUGGCGCGUUUGCGGGCGCCGCUGCCGUCUUUGGCCUUUAUUACGAUGCCUUCAUGGACUAUACCAGUGGAAUACUGUCAGUGACAGGCAUUAAUGCCACAGCUCACAUCUUUGCCUCCUAUCCUGCCAGACACCUCUCGGUACUCAAUGGAUUCAUAGACCAGGUGAUCGGGACGGGCAUUUUGGUCCUUUGCAUUCUGGCGAUCAUUGAUGGGAGGAACAUCGGAGCGCCCAGGGGGAUGGAGCCUUUGGCCAUAGGUCUUACCGUCAUGGCGAUUGGGGUGUCCAUGGGCUUGAACUGUGGCUAUCCCAUCAACCCCGCCCGGGACCUGGGCCCUCGCCUGUUCACCGCAGUGGCAGGCUGGGGCAUGGACGUGUUCAGCACAGCAGACUACUGGUGGUGGAUCCCUGUGGCUGGGCCCAUGGUGGGGGGCAUUGUGGGCGCAGUGGUGUACUUCCUCUUCAUUGAGCUGCACCACGCCAGACCUGAGGAGCAACAACAGGAGGAGGAGGAGGAGGAGGAAGAGGAGGAAGAGGAUGACAUCAAGGACAAGUAUGAGAUGAUCACCAUGAGCUAAUAGGGAGGCGAUUGGGGAGGGUCAUGUUGCAGGGAGCUUCUCUUUUCCUACUCCUGGACAAUAAAACGAGUGUCCCUGUCAACCAGCACUUUCCUCAUCGGUCCUGAGAAAGGACCUCUUUGUAAGUGUGCCGACAGAACACUGACAACCCUCCAGCCUCCAAACGCCCCCAACCACACUUUUCUCAAAUGUACUGUAUAUUUCACACAAUCAGAUUUCUACUGAGGAAGUCACUAUACAAGCCUGUAGAGAGCAGUCAGAUAGACAGACUUGCCCAUUUUUGUCAUCUGUCAAUGGACAUGCAAUUAUUCGUUGUGUGACAUAAAUGUUAUACUUCUUCAUGUAUCUAGUCAAUUUAUUUUGCAUACUUGUGGACAGUUUUAAAACUCAUUAUUUAAAGAAGAGUUAAUUUUGAGGAAUCCCCCAGAUUAAGGUCCCAUUUAGACGCCAUUCAUUAUUCUUGUCCAGUGGGAGUGGUUAGAUUCUGCCCCCACACACUUAUCCUCAAUCAGUUUAACUGUUUUCACUUCAUAGUUGGAGGGUAGAUUAGUCCUGGGGUCCACUUUUCCUGGAUCAGUUGUUAGGUGUAGUUGUUUUUUAAUUGUAUGUUGCAUGUGUAAUCCCUGAAGAAUCUCUUUAUCUAUUGUAUUAUUUGUUCUCUGUGACCAGUAACUUGCAUUGGCUAUUGGUCUCAUCUCUCCAGGUGCUGGGUAGGCUGAUGUCCGCCAGGGUUCCUUGAGUUUAUUGUUGAAAUAAUUUGUCACCACGAGUGCUCACAACCUACUGGUUGUUGUCUGUGAGAGAUACAGCAUCUUCUGAUUGGCACUUGCUUUCUCCUGUGGUACUGUGUGGCUCAGGAUAAGAAAUGUAGUUAUAUAUAUAUAUAUAUUUGACAGAAUGUCAAGUGUGUAUGACUCCAGUAGUAUGUCCUUUGCCCUCUUAGUGUGCCACUGGUACUUCUGUUUUUAAUAUUACGAGCAGUUAUUCUUUAGCCUAUGGGAUAACACAGUAACAGAGUAGACGGUCAUACAUAAAUUCUGUAUGACAGCUGUGGUGAAGUAUCUUUUUUUAUUUCCCAAUGCAAAUCUUCAGUCUGAGCAUGCCCAUAAAGCACAGAGCAAUAUUUCAUUGUAGCGCAGAUGAGAAGUCCCAUAAUUUUGUUUUUUGUUGUUGCUGGAAAUCAUCCAAGUUGUCAUUGUUUAAGUGAUGUAUGCAGACAUUAUUUCCACAAGAGCAUGACUAGAAAAUAGCAGGGGCUACCCGUAAGUAUAGGCACAUGGAUGCUGUCAUUCUGCAUUAUAUCUGUUCCAAUACACUUUAUCCCAUUGGAGGUCUCUUGUACGUUGUUAAAUUUUUGAUGGUCUGUCUAGUGUGUUUUAUGACUGUUUUGGCAAUUGUGGGAGCGCUGUAUGAAGUGCUAUUAUUUGUUUGUUUAUUGCCAGUGAUGAACCCCUGGAGAAAUAACACCCAUCACUGAGUUAGAUCUGAAAAAAUGUUUAUACUGAACCAUGGCAGUUAGCACGUAAACGCAUCACAGAGCCCCUUUGCACUAUCAGUUGAUACAUUCUACACUUGAUUUUAAGCUUGUUGUAGCCUCAUGAUUCCUGUUUCUUUUUAUUCUUCUUCCCCUAUUUCUCACAAAGUAUAAUAAAACCAAGUGGUGUUUAACUUGAAAAAUAAUGGCACAACUAAUUAAUUUGUCAAACGCAUUCAGUCACCUUUGCUUGGUUCCAACUGCCAAGCAAACUAGUCUGACUUUUUACCCUUUUUAUGACCUGUGACACAGAAUUCAGGUAUGCCUGAGUUUAUUCAGCUUUGUCGCAUAGUAAUAUAUCACUAGAGCUCCAUUCAGUCUGUUUUUCAGCCAUAACUGUUAUCCAUGUCAAAUAACCUGCGGGGAAAAAAAUCUGACUGCAGCUAGACUGAUGUGGAAUGGACAGGGCAGGAAUAUAUCGAAAAUAAAUUUGAUAUUGAAUGCAAUGCAAAUACAAUAUAUUCGUUGUCAGUGUAAUUAUUCCCUUUAGUCUGCCUGGUGCUGGACCUACAGCAUGAUUGAGAUGAUUAAGAGAAAAAAGAGGACUAGACAUGAAAAUAUGUUAGUUAAAUAUGUUAAUUAUAGCAUGAAAGUUAUAAUUACAUUUUAUAUCAUUGCAAUGUGUUCUACAUAUAUUGUAGAACGCAUUAAAACAUUACAUAAAUUAUAUGACAUGAUAUGCAAUAUUAAUUCAAUUGCAUACAUGAGAGUCAAUAAUUACUCUAUAUUAGUAACUAUAAAUUAAAUAUAAUGCAAUGGUCCAUGUGUUCCCUUAAUUUGAGCAGGACUUGGUAACCUAGAUUUUAGCUACUUCGUCAGGGAGAGGAGAGUGCACUGGCAAUGCCCCAAUGUCUGCCAUUUUCAAUACAGCAGUAAAGCCACUAUUUGUGAUCCACAAUUGAGUUGUUUUAGCUGGCUUACUGUUGAUCUUUGAUUGAGUUUGUAUACGAAGCCCCAGUCAUAUAUUAUGCAUAGAUGCUCUUUUU
This is a messenger RNA of Anguilla anguilla (European eel), 3487 nucleotides long. RefSeq names its product aquaporin-9-like. The transcript is spliced from 6 exons. The record is from RefSeq and is a predicted model, not a curated record. Gene Ontology annotation, cellular component: basolateral plasma membrane; plasma membrane. NCBI's taxonomy places the organism in Eukaryota, Metazoa, Chordata, Actinopteri, Anguilliformes, Anguillidae. Gene Ontology annotation, biological process: glycerol transmembrane transport; water transport. Gene Ontology annotation, molecular function: urea transmembrane transporter activity; water channel activity; glycerol channel activity. The coding region runs from base 68 to 967 and encodes 299 amino acids.